This is a messenger RNA of Coregonus clupeaformis (lake whitefish), 1452 nucleotides long. Its product is annotated as toll-like receptor 13. The record is from RefSeq and is a predicted model, not a curated record. Gene Ontology annotation, cellular component: membrane. Lineage: Eukaryota; Metazoa; Chordata; Actinopteri; Salmoniformes; Salmonidae. Bases 157 to 717 code for a protein of 186 amino acids. Gene Ontology annotation, biological process: inflammatory response; toll-like receptor signaling pathway; immune response. The transcript has a single exon. Gene Ontology annotation, molecular function: transmembrane signaling receptor activity.
AUAGAAACUAACACCCUGGCUCAACAUACGAGAGUCCCCCGAGCCAGGGCGUGACAACUAGACACACCUAACUUUGUCAAGUACACAGAAGCCAACUGCACAACAGAGGUGGGCUUUGUGCUCUUUGCUGCGACUGGCCUGGGAGUCCUGUUCUUCAUGCUGGUGGUGUUGGUCCAUAACCUGGCCGGUCCUUACCUCCUCCCCCUCUACCACAUCACCCUUGGCUGGCUGUCGGAGGCGAUGCAAUCAAACACCAGGGGGCGCUACCACUAUGAUGCGUUUGUCUCCUACAGCGGAAAGGACGAGCGCUGGGUGGUGGAGGAGCUACUACCCAACCUGGAGCAGAGGGGUCCCCCUUUCCUGCGCCUCUGUCUGCACAGCAGGGACUUCCAGCUGGGGAAGGACAUUGUGGAGAACAUCACAGACAGCCUCUACCGGAGCCGGCAAACCCUCUGCCUGGUCAGCCGCCACUACCUGCACAGUAACUGGUGUUCCUUGGAGAUGAAGCUGGCCACCUCCAGGCUGCAGGUGGAGCAAAGGGACAUCCUCCUCCUGGUCUUCCUGGAGAAGAUCCCCCCUCGCCGGCUGUCUGCCCACCACAGGCUGGCUCGCCUGGUCAAGACCAGGACCUAUUUGGACUGGCCCCAGGACCCCCAUCAGCACCAGGCAUUCUGGGACAGACUGUGGGCUAAACUGAUCCCUCCUACUGAAGCUUGAGAUCAGAGGUUUAUGUAGGACCUUCUGUUAAUGCUGAGACAAAUAGUGUUGGCAGAUAUGUUGAGGUAUUUUAUUUGCAGUUAAAAGUCCUCGGUACAAAAUGUCUACCGGUAUUUGAGGUUUGUUUAGACAAUUCUGAUUAAGUCCUUUUUAUUGCUCUGUCUGGAGUGUACUUUUUCUGCUUCAUCUGAAAUUACUUAGAAAUAAGCCUAUUUAAUUUACUUCUUUUUUUUUUUACUUCUCCAAUUUUUAUCAGAUCCAAUUUUCUUUUUUCAACACCUUAUCACUAACACAUAUCUUUGUUGCUUAGAGGAACUGAAAAAGGCUCCAUCAUUGGUUUUGUACUAUUUUUGUUGUAUAUCAGGGUAAAACCCGUGUGACCAUCUGCUGUAUGCUGCUUUGAAUGACGAUACAUGACUGACUAAUUACCAUGAGCUAGUUAUUUUAAUUUCAACAUAGACAGAGGUUUGUACAUACAUUUAGUUGCUAGUUGUUUAACAAAUGUGUUUUUUUGCUUGAGUGUUGCCUGUAUAUGGUUUAUUACAUAUGUAAUUUAACAAUUUAUUAACUCAUGGGUGUGGGGAGGUGUCCCCCUAUCUGGCCAAUUAAGUAAUUUCUGCACAAUAUUUGUGAAUUGGAGGGAACCUAGUUUUAUUGUAUUAUUGUUUAUGCUCUUGAUAAAGGCAUCCAGCCGAAACUUUGGAAACUUUUUUUUGUGUCUGUUUAAAGGUCCAA